GUGUGAGCUUUGUCAGUGUGAGAUUAGCAACGGACGUGGCGGCGUGCGCCAGUGGACUUCGUCUCAUUGUUUGUGACUUCUUGUUGAAAGUGAAAUUUAUUUACAUACAAUACACACUAACGCAAGAGAGGAACCCCUUCCGCUGCUCUGCCCAAUUUAAGGGCUGUAUUGCAGGAGUUCUUGGUAAACGGCCAUUAAGUUCGUCACUCCAAUUGAUUCCUGUGUGAACUCCCAGAAAUGCUGGUGUGUGUGUUUGCUUUCCACUUUCAAGAAUAGCUUAAAACAAGCAAGAGAAACAGAACACAGGGCGAUGAGGUGGCUAACGCUACUGCUGGUCCUGGGGUUGCUCUGCCAGGUACCUCCUCCUACAUCUUCACUGGAGUUGGACGUGGAUGAUAAUGUUGUGAAAAGCAUCUUGGACCUACUUACCCCAAUUCUAGGAGGAGAUGUUGAAGGAGCACUCCAAGGAUUCAUUAACAUUGGUCAGAUUGGCAUGGGUGUUGCAAAGUUUAUCAAUAUCAUCUCCAGUCAGGUGUUCAAUGUUUCCUUAGCAGAUAUGAACUUUGGAUCUUAUAUUCCCAUGGCCGAUCGAAAGAUUCUUGCCAUGUUCGAGUUGCUGACUCGAAGACUUGAUCAAAUGGAACAUGGGGUCCACGGAAUUGCCAACUCUCUUAGAGAUUUGACUGAUGGAAUGCAAGAUAUGGUUCGAUGGGAAAUUGCCCUUGAUACAAUGGAAGAGUACAUGCGACCCAUACACACACUCUAUAAGCGAUUCCUUCUCUACCAGGAACUUAAAGAUAAGAUUGAAGACCACACCUUAAUGGAUUUUGCAAACCAGGUAGUUUCUCAUGAUACUCAUUCCAUUAUGUCCCUCAUGGCACAUCUGCAUAGUAUGGCAGCACCUGAUGCAUCCCUUCGCAGUGGGUCUCCAGUUCGCAGUUCUUCUGAUGCUCUAUCAAGCUUGAAUAAUCCCAAAGAUGUUUACUUUGUACCAAAAAAAGUAACCCAGAAAGUAUCAAGAACACUUGAACUCAAAGAAAAACGAAUAAAUGGUUCUAGAAGAACUGAUGAAAAGAUGGGGCAGUUCUUAUUCAGACCCAGUUUGUUUGAAAUGUUACACCAAGCCAUAAAGAGCAGUGACAAGUGUAGAUUAAAGCAGUCCCCCCAGCAAUUGGUGAAUGGUCUUCAUGUAUUAAUUUCUCUCACAGAGGCUAGAGGUUAUGCCAUGUUGGAAUUUGCGUGGAUGAUCCUGAGAGUAUAUAAUGAAGGCAACUUUACUGUUGAACGGGAAAUAGCUCAGCGUUUAUAUUUGCAGUAUUCUGAAGACUUGCUUAAGGAAGCAUACAAAACACUUUCAGAUGAAGAAAGGGAAUUCUACAGGUGUGAUCCAGAUAAACACAUCAGUGGGGAUACCUAUGUACAAUUUACUGAACUUCUGCAGGGAUACAUUGAAAAUGAAGUUGAUAUGAACAGCGGUGGCUCUUGUACCCAGACUUGUGGCUAUUAUAAACAUACCAAAAGUGAGGGUUGCUACUUACCAACAAGGCAGUAUUGUGGACAACAUCGUCGUUGUCGCGGUACAAUUCAUGAUUGUAAGUUCUAUGAUGCAGAUGCUUGGGUUUGUCUCUCAAAAAAUCCAUAUCGUCGCUAUGAUUAUGUAAAAUAUGAGAGUGGCCUGCGAUUAGGAACAAUGAAUGCAUGCAGUGGGACAACCAUGAAAGUGGAUUCAUGGUGGCGUUGGUUUGUUCACUGCAGCUACUGCCUAUGUUUGUGUGAUGAUGGGGAAUCGCCAACUACUGAUCGAUUCAUCAGCCUUAUGCCAUCCUUCAGUGAUAUGCGAAACAACAUGGUGGUGACAGGCCUGAAAUUUAUGAAGAAACAGCGGGUCAUCCACAUACAAAUUCAACAAGGUGAAGCACUUCCACAAGGACAGGUCAACAUCUCAUCAAUUCAAUGGGUUCCUGUGGAACCAAUAAACAUUAUAAGCACAGCGUACCAAGAAGGCACCCACUUCAAGAAAUUAUCAUAUGAAGACCGAAACAUUGAUCUAGAUCAACUAUCAGCCCCUGAAGCACAUGUAGUCACUGGUGUCAGGUUUAGGAUGCUAGGAUCUCAUAUUAACCUGGAGAUGCAAGUAACACCUGUGAACUAUACAGAUGGUAAACUUGAACCAUACAAGAGCUACUGGGUUAGUAAUGAUAACACUCCAGCCAUGGCAAACAAUCCAAGAAAGCAGUUCAGUGUUGAUGACCUUGAUGAUCCAACUAAGUUUCCCUUACAAAACAAACAAGAUGCUGAACCAGAUUCUUGGUUGCGCUUUGUUCCUACUUCAAGAGGUGAAGAUGUUGCACAACUGACAGUACCUUUCUUUGAUGCCCAGAAUGUUUCUCCUUCACCUAGCUCUUGGCUUUCUGGAAUUGAGAUCUUCCACAAAGGACAACCAGGUUCCGGUGGUUUUUUAGGUCUCAAAGUGUACACCUACGAUGUGACCCAACAUAUGGAAACUUCGAGAGAUGAAAAAGUAAUGAGGUACCUCGCUCCACCAUUCAGUGAACCCAUCAAUAGUAGCCUUGAAAUUGACCUUUACAGUGAUCUUGAAGAUACUGUCAAUGAACAUGAGAAAGGACUUGGUGUACUUGGCUACAUAACAAACUUCAUAGACAAGAUAAUGCAUAUUGGUUUAAAGGUUAUGAACAUAAACACAAGGUCAUCUAAAAUCCAAGGCAAAAUAUUUGAAGCAUUUCAAGUUUUAUCAAACCGUCUUGAUCAUCUUGAAGAAAAGAUUGGCGAUGUGAAAGUCUCAUUAAAAAGAUUAGCUAAUGAGUUAAGGGAUGUGAUACAUUGGGAGCUUGCCCUUAACACCCUAGAAGAAUAUGCAAGAGCCAUCAACACCAUGUAUGAACGUUUCAUGUUAUAUCAAGGGAUGGAAGAGAAGGUUGAAAAUCAAACAAUACUGGAAUUUAUCAAGCAAGUAGUUUCUCAUGACAGAUAUUCAGUUUCAUCACUUAUGGGUGACCUUUACAGCAUGGCAGUGUCCUCUUCAUCUAUGUCAUCUAAUAGGGAUUUUUUACAAAAGACUUCAAAUAAAAAAAAUCACAAUUUUGAGAAAGUUAAAAUCAUGACCAAUACGCAAGAAAGAAUCAAAAGAAGAAAACGAGAUGAUAUUCUUCAAACCAGCUUUAGAUCAAGUGUGUUCACAAUACUGCUGGAUGUAAUGAAACAAACAAACCCUUGCAAGCUUGAGCAAUCACCACAACUACUUAUGAAUGGACUGUAUAUUCUACUAGCAAUUACUCAAGCAAGGGGUUUUGUGAUGUUGGAGUUUUCCUGGAUGAUUCUUAGAUUAAAUGAUAAGGGGAAUUUCACAACUGAACAAGAAAUGUCUGAAUACCUAUUUAUGAAAUAUUCAGAAGAUAUUCUACGUGAGGCUCAGAAAGCCAUGGCUGACACAUCUAGAGAUUUCUUUGUUUGUGAUCCUCAAAAACAUGUUGAGGGGAUAACAUUUCUUCAGUUCACGGAGUUUUUGCAGGGAUACCUUGAAAAUGAAGUGGAUAUGAAUAGCUAUGGAACUUGUAAACAAAACUGUGCUUAUUAUCAAAAUGCCAGACAUGAGACUUGUUACGAACCACAAACACAGCUUUGUGGAAAGCAACCCAAAUGCCAAGGGACUCUAAGAGACUGCCAGUUUCAUGAACCAGAUGCAUGGGUAUGUUUAUCAGAGAGGGAGCACAGAAGAUAUGAUUACAUCAGAUAUGAAAGUGGAUCACAAUUUGGUUACAAUGGAAAGUGCAAUGGAACUGUCCUGAAAGUUGAUUCCUGGUACAGAUGGCUACUUUACCACUGCAGUUAUUGUCUUUGUAUAUGCGACAAUGAAGAUCUGCUAACUAGUGAACGGUACAUCAGCCUUGCUGAAGUUAUGAGUAACACAAAUGACAACAUGGUAGUCACUGGAGUAAAGUUUGUUAAGAUAAACAAGGUCAUCCACUUGGUCAUCCAGCAGGGGAAAGCUUUACCUAGAGGAGAAAUUGAUGCUUCUACAGUUCAAUGGAUGGAUGCAGCACCAAUUGAUGUAGAUAGUCCUAUGUACAAGAAGAACAUAAACUACAAGAGACUCUCAUAUGAUGAACGCAGUAUUGACCUUGAUCGUUUGGAAGGCCCUUCUAAUCAUACAGUAACUGGUGUAAAGUUCCGUGCUCUGGAAACUCAUAUUAACCUGCAGGUACAUGUAACACCCAUUGAUUAUGCAAGUGGCAAAUUGGUACCUGCAGAGAGUUACUGGAUUCAAAAUGACAUCUUUCCCGAAGCCAGAAAAGAGAUAAAAUUGCAAGAACCAAGUGACCCAACUAAAGCCUCUCUCCCAAACAGAGAAACACUUGAGUCAAACUCUUAUGUUCAGUUUGGACCAACAUCUAGGAGGUCUGAUGUAGCUCAACUGACAGUGCCUUUCUUUGAUGCCCAGGAAGUCUCCCUUUCAUCUCCAGGCUGGCUUGCAGGGCUUGACCUUUACCACAAGGGCCAGCCUGGUUCUGGAGGAUUUAUAGGACUUAAGCUAAUAACCUUCAAUUUGUCAGAACACAUGGUAAAUAAAAAAAAAUAGCUAUUAAACACCACACCUUAUAAAGGAAAAAAAAUGAACUAAGUGAUUUACUACAUCAAUUAUUACUAAACUUACCUGCAUUCUAAUGGAAGUGGGAAAAUGUAGAAAAAAUUGUGUGAAUAGAAUGGCAGAGAUAGAUAUGAUACAUUACGAGUUUAAAUAAUAGAGAGAUAUUAUAUAAUUUGUAUUAUGCUUACAGUCAGAAUGCUCUUUCAAUAAUUUGUAUCUUGUUUACAAUUUGAAUUAUUAUUCAUUAAUCUGUAUCAUGCUUAUGUAGUUUCUUUUUUGUACUGGGUAACACAGGCAUAUAUAUAACUCAAGUUCAACUCAUUCAAGAUUAAAUCCUUCUGGACAGCAUGUCCAAGUCUAAAAAUGAAUCUAUGGUCUAGUUACACUACAUAAUUUAUUUUUAAGAAUUUUUAUACAAUCUUUUGAAAGAAAUAAAAUUUAUUUUGUGAGUGACUUAGCUACUUUUGUACUUAAGGAAUUACUUUUGUACUUAAGGACUUAAAGUAAAGUCUUCUCAGGGUAAACUGA
Macrobrachium nipponense is the source of this 5134-nucleotide messenger RNA. RefSeq lists its product as uncharacterized. The record is from RefSeq and is a predicted model, not a curated record. The transcript is spliced from 25 exons. Bases 311 to 4597 code for a protein of 1428 amino acids. NCBI's taxonomy places the organism in Eukaryota, Metazoa, Arthropoda, Malacostraca, Decapoda, Palaemonidae.